AUGGAAGUCAAAGAAAGACGGAGCAGCUUGAACGAUAGAGAAUUUUAUAAAUAUAGAAACAAGAAAGUAAUAAAAACGAUAGAUGAUAUAAAUGAAUUUAUAAAAAAGUUUCCUCGUACCAAUAGAGAGCUAAAUACAUAUAUUAUAAAGAAGGAUAGAGGGAGUGAUGUUUCUCUUUUUAAAAGUUUAAUUUUUUACAUAUUUACUCAAAUAACAAGUAUUGUGGCUGUCUGUUUGGUAAUAUUUUGCAUUGGUUUUUUAAUAGGUAAUCAUAUAUCUUCCAAAUCGUCCAUAAUAAAUUCCGUAAAUCAUAAUUUUUAUUUAGCUAAUAACAUUGGUGCAGUGUUACACAAAGGUAUGAGUACCAUUCCUAGUAAGACCGAUAUUAAUAAUGAAAAAAAUCUGUUAAAAUUAGAUCUAAUAAUUAAUAUUAUCUUUGACUAUAAUAAUUUAUUUAUGGGUACCUUAGUUAGCAAAGUGCUGUUAUAUUAUUAUCCUUCUAAUGAUAUUGGUUUAAAUGCUAAUGAGUUUUGUUUUAAUACUAGAAAGUAUAUGUUCGGUGCUUCUAAUUCAGGUAUACCUUCUAAGACACUAUCUAGUAAUAAAUUACAUGAUGUAGAUGUUGAACUUUUUAAAAAUUUUAUAAAAGAAGAAUCUUUAAUUUUUCUAAAUUAUUCUAUAAAAAAAAAAGAUAAUAAUACAAAAAUAACAUUCAUAAAUGACGUUCUAUUUGAGCAUUUGCAUGCAUAUCCUAUUGGUGGAUCUGACAUCACUAUAUCUCCUGGUAUAAUGCAAGGCAUUAAUUCGAUUAAUGCAUUAGUUAGUAUUAAUCAUACUAUAACGGAUGAAAACUUAUAUGAAAUGCUUUUGAAUGACUGUAAAAAGGGAAGGAUAUAUAUACAAUUAUACUUUGGUAGUAACCAAAUUAGAACCAUCUUAUUUCGCUUUCAAGCAAAAAUUGGAGUUUUUCUACCAUUCAGAGUUCCUUGUCAAGUAAGAAGUAACAUCAAAAUUGAGAAUAGCGAAUUUCGAAUGAGCGUUAUUAAAAAUUAUCAUGUUCAAAAGGCAGCCAUUAAGAAUAUAAACUUUUUUAUCAAUUAG
Molecule: messenger RNA, 1101 nt
Organism: Plasmodium malariae
Lineage: Eukaryota; Apicomplexa; Aconoidasida; Haemosporida; Plasmodiidae
Product: conserved Plasmodium protein, unknown function
Exons: 1
Coding region: 1-1101 (366 amino acids)
Source: RefSeq, a predicted model, not a curated record